GUGCGCACGCGCGCCGGCAAGAUGGCGGCUGCGGCGGGACCGCUGCGGACCGUCCGCCGCCUCUGCCGCAUGCUGCUGUUCCUCUCUCAGUUCUACAUUCUGUCCGGCGGUGGUGAGUUCAAGGCCUGGGGCCGCAUCUGGGCGAGCUGGUGGCAGAAGGGUCUCAGGAGCUGCGCGCCCGGCACUGGGCAGACAGCUGAGGCCGGAUCCUUAAAUUUAGAGCAUUCGCAGCCGCUGGCUCAGGCAAUAAAGGAUCCGGGCUCAACACGCACAUUCACAGUAGUUCCCAGGGCAGCAGAAAGUACUGAAAUCCCACCUUACAUGAUGAAGUGUCCGAGUAAUGGUUUGUGUAGCAGACUUCCUGCAGACUGUAUAGACUGUGCGACCAAUUACUCCUGUGUUUAUGGGAAGCCUGUCACUUUUGAUUGUACAGUGAAACCCUCUGUUACCUGUGUUGACCAAGACUUCAAAUCCCAGAGGAACUUCAUGAUUAACAUGACUUGCAGAUUUUGCUGGCAGCUUCCUGAAACAGAUUAUGAGUGCUUCAAUUCCACCAGCUGCAUGGCAGUGGCCUGUCCUCGGCAGCGUUAUAUUACCAACUGUACAGUGCGGGACCACAUUCACUGCCUAGGUAACCGUACUUUUCCCAAAAUGCUUUAUUGUAAUUGGACUGGAGGCUAUAAGUGGUCAACUGCUCUGGCUCUAAGCAUCACCCUCGGUGGCUUUGGAGCAGACCGCUUCUACCUGGGUCAGUGGCGUGAAGGCCUCGGCAAGCUCUUCAGCUUCGGUGGCCUGGGAAUAUGGACACUGAUUGAUGUCUUGCUGAUUGGAGUUGGCUACGUGGGACCAGCAGAUGGCUCUUUGUACAUUUAACUGUGGUUAUGUGCUUCAGAGAGGAGCAGUGUUUAGAAAGUCCUUUGUCUUGUAGAAAUUGCUGUGAUACGAAUGGUCUAUUUAUGUUCUUAAUGUACAGCAUCUGUACUUUGCUUGCCUUGAUGAAGGUAAAAUAAAGAAAUGAAACACUGAAA
Messenger RNA from Nannospalax galili (Upper Galilee mountains blind mole rat), 1028 nucleotides. RefSeq names its product TM2 domain containing 3 (gene Tm2d3). The coding region runs from base 22 to 873 and encodes 283 amino acids. The record is from RefSeq and is a predicted model, not a curated record. The transcript is spliced from 6 exons. Lineage: Eukaryota; Metazoa; Chordata; Mammalia; Rodentia; Spalacidae.